AUGGAGGGGGAAGCUCUCCUUCCCUGUGACCUUUCAACGACCGAGGAAGAUGAUCAGCCAGUUCUCAUCAUGUUCUACCUAUCCGAGAGCUCGAGCCUCAUUUACGCGGUCGACCUCAGAGGACGCCGGAAAAACCAAGCGAAGCAUCUACCUCUGUCGGUCCUGAAAGGUCGGUCGAGCUUCGACCUGAAGUCUGGGAAGUCCGGACUUUACUUGCAGACCGUGUGGAGUUCAGACGACGGACUCUACCGCUGCAGAGUAGACUUCAAGAAGUCCCCCACCCGAAAUUCCUUAAUCUACUUAACUGUUAUAGUUCCACCUGACAGCGUGAGGAUUCUGGACCGGAACGGUGAAGAGAAAAGUUCUACAAUCGGUCCUUAUGUGCUGGGCAUGACACUUACUCUAAAGUGUGUCGCCACGGGAGGACGUCCUCCACCUAAACUGACAUGGUGGGCGGGUUACAAGGAGGUGCGAGGUCAGGUCACCGAGGGCAAAGGGGAGGUCAUCAAUACUCUCACAGUGCCAUCUCUUCAACGGCAUCACCUCGAUCAGUCCUUUAUAUGUCAGGCAUCCAACGCAGAACUGGCAGUGCCUGUGACCGCUGCUGUCACUAUUGAUAUGACCUUGCCCCCAAUGUCCAUCAAACUCAUGGGCAUCGACGGCCCGUUAUCCGCGGGCAUCGGCGUGACGGUCAUCUGCCAGGUUGUUGGGGCACGUCCCAGCCCCUCCAUAAGCUGGUGGCUGGACGGUACCCCCUUGCGAUCAACUGGGGAACGACCUCGCGACGGCGGCAAUGUGACAGAGAAUCAAGUCGUCGUCACGCCCUCUGCCGAAGACCAAGGGCGGUAUCUCUCCUGCAGAGCCGAGACGCCUGGGCUCCUUCAGUCCUCCCUGGAGGAUGGCAUCAAACUCGUGGUGCAUUAUGUGCCGAAUGUGAAGAUCUCCCUCGAUCACCGUCUGUCAAUUCACGACAUCAAGGAGGGAGAUGACGUCCACUUCACGUGCGCCAUCAAGGCGGUUCCUACGCCUUUUUCCGUAUCCUGGUAUCAUAACGAAAUACACUUAAACCCGAAUACGACGGCGGGUAUCAUUGUCAGCAACUGGAGCCUCGUCCUCCAGAAUGUCAAUCGAUAUUCUUCGGGGGCAUAUACCUGCAGAGCAACCAACACUGAAGGACAGGGUGUUUCUAGGCCGAUCAUCCUCGACGUUAAAUUCUCGCCCCAGUGCAAAUCGGGUCAACGCUGGGUGUAUGGCAUCGCAACCCACGAGAUGGUGCACGUGUCGUGUCAGGUCGAAGCACAUCCCUCCCAGGUCUCCUUCCAGUGGGUGUUCAAUAACUCGGCCGACAUCACGGAGAUAGCCGAGGCGCACAUCACCAAUAAUCAUACGCAGAGCGUGUUGACCUACACUCCCAUAACGCAGAUGGACUAUGGGUUCCUUCUCUGCUGGGCCAAGAACAAGGUCGGGAAACAGCACGAUCCGUGUGUGUUUAGAAUAUUUCCUGCAGGUCCUCCGGAUAAAGUGAAGAAUUGUUCGGUGCUCAACGAAACCAAAGUCUCCGUCCAAGUGAAAUGUGAGGAAGGCUUCGAUGGAGGUCUGCCGCAGAGCUUUGUCAUUGAAGCCUACGAUACGCAAGGACGCAAAUUGGUUCGUUUUAUUUUCUCUGGAACUCCGUCCUUCAGCGUGAAGGGCCUCCCAUCCGGACUCUCCCUGACCAUUCGGAUAUACGCCACCAAUUCCAAAGGACGUUCUGAACCGGUCACCCUCCCAGCUGCUACCCAACAUGAUCUACCGAAGAAGGGAGAAAUAUCAGGGGUGAUCCCAGCAAGUGAGCUUCCUUCCACAAUGGAGCUCUACCCUUCCUUGGCCGUGAUCCUCGGGGUCGUCGGAGGCAUCAUAGUCGUCUUUGCGGUGAUCGUGGUGGUCAUGGUCGUCCGGAGGCCGAGGCGAGAUAAUCUGCAAGUACGACUCCAUCCAGACGACUCCAGUCAACACAUCCUCAAGAAGGACGACAGCCACAGUGGUCGUCUGGACAUGGAUGAAAAGGACCCGGAUGUCAUUCCCGAAACACGAGGGAGCAGGGCAGACUUGAUGGAGUGCAGGGUAGUGGCUGACGUUUCUACCCUCUAUGGAGAGAUGGUGGCGGGUACCCCGGAAACGUCAACGCAUGCCCAGCUCUCCAGCGCUGAACCGACGCCACCUCCCCCACCCCCCCACGCUAACGUUUAUGUGGAGUCAAGCCACGUCACUCAUGCCCACGUGAAGCCCGUCGAUGCCCACGCAGAGUCUCAGCCCCAUGCCCAUCACUCCCAGUAUGUCCAGCAGGAGUACCCAGCUCACAUCCCUUCCCCACCCGCUGCUGUUGACCUCCAUCACGCCGGUUCCUACCACCACAUGACCCAAACGCCCACCAGCUGUCCCGCCCCCACAUACACUCUGGCCCAGGCCAUGCCCAUUUCUCAUACCCAAACGCUCCCACACCCUAGGUCUAAUCACGGGCGAGGAUACAGCGCUCAUCCUGCAACUCUCCAGCGAAGGAGCAGCCUAUACAUGGAUCCCAUGAUCUCCACCAUCGCGCCUCCUAUCGCUCCACCACCUGCCUACGGGUCUCCUACGUCAUCACUAGCUUCCGACAUGAUGGGCGUGGUGCCCAUGGUGUCCGAGACGGUCUGCAUUACGCCCAACAACCCCCUCCACGCCCACAUCAAUCCGCCCGAACAGUACCCGCCCAAACCUUUCCCGUCUUCGUUCAGCUCCGAUCGCAUGGAAAGUGCCGUGUGAGGUUCCUCCGCCUCGAAGGAUCGGGAUGGAACCCAGAUAUAGAAACUCAGACAGAAAUCGAGUGAAUAUAAUCAAAGCAUUUAUUGAUCGCGAUGGACGAGGCUAACUCCUCGAUUGUCAUGAUGCGUAACGAAGUGGAUAAAUGUUACAGUAACACAAGAUUGGAAAAGGCCUGGGUCGCGGGUCACGUGAAAAUAAUAAUAGUUUUAAAGAGAUAAUUUUUACCCAAGGAAAAAAACAGAAGUUGAUAGCAUAGAAAUAAGAAAACGGAUAUAUACCUAUCUUGCUCUGCGCUUAAUUAAAACUUUCUGAACAAGUUAAACCCGGUUUUAGAAAAUAAAACGUAUAGUAGUCAUGAGGACAGGACCUGGUCAAUUUUGUGCAGUAGACAUUACUGAAUAAACCCGGGUUUGAGUAUCCUUUUUUUUUUUCGUUUUACGUCGGCAUAAGUAUCUCUGAAACUUUCUCAGGAAAGUUAACUAAAAUCAGUGUUUGUUUUAUAUUGACAAGAAACAUAACCGUAGUUGCAGCGAUUGUUACUCGGAAUGUUUAUGUUAUAUAAGAAAUAGCCAUUUUUUGGAGAUAGUUUUUACAAGAUCAAGCUCAACUCUUCUCAAUAGAGAAAAACUCUUUUGAAAUAGAAGGCCGGAUGUAUAUGAACUUUUUACGGCUUAAGAAAUGAAAAGAUAAUCACGAAUAAUUUGUUCAGGAAUUUGAAUGUCUGGUUGUGUGUAAGUACAUCAGGUAGAGGCCCUUGCAUAUUGAUUGGUUUAAUCCUUAUGUUCUUAUUUCUCCAUAUAUUGGUACAUCCACAUACA
Molecule: messenger RNA, 3599 nt
Organism: Macrobrachium nipponense
Lineage: Eukaryota; Metazoa; Arthropoda; Malacostraca; Decapoda; Palaemonidae
Product: nephrin-like
Molecular function (GO): protein binding
Source: RefSeq, a predicted model, not a curated record